Vigna umbellata (rice bean) is the source of this 663-nucleotide messenger RNA. The record is from RefSeq and is a predicted model, not a curated record. NCBI's taxonomy places the organism in Eukaryota, Viridiplantae, Streptophyta, Magnoliopsida, Fabales, Fabaceae.
ACUUAUAUCUCUUAUUUUCAUGUAUUCCAACACUAAUAUAAUCUAAGUCACUUUCACUGCUUCUUCACCUCCUCAUUCUUUCCUCAACACUUCUCCACUGUGACUAUAAUUGCAUCAAAAUCCAACACAGCACACGUCAAAGCUCUCUCCUAGACCAGUCACUGCUGAUGGCUCCACCUGCUAGAUCCUAUCCUCUACAUGGACUCAAACUUUCAAUCACUGUGCUUUUCAUCUUUUUCGUCUCCCUUCUACCUUCCAAAUCUGGUGGAUCGCUGACGUUGGACCCAAGAAAGGGUUUGGAGCAAAGUAAAAUGGUAAUAGGGUCAAAGCCUCCUGCUUGUGUGAACAAGUGCAAGAGUUGCAGGCCUUGCAUGGCUACUCUGGUAGCUCCAAACCACCAGAAGAGGAAGAAGGGUUUCAGAGUUUUUUCUCGUGGGGAUGAUGAUGAUACUUAUUAUCUUCUUUCAUGGAAAUGCAAAUGUGGUGAUAAAUUGUUUCAACCAUAGAAUUAUUCAUCUUAGUACUGUUAAUUAGUUUUUUACCAUUGACUUCUGUAUAUGUAACCAGAAAAAAGGCAAAAAAGAUCAGAGAAUCCAUCUUCUGCUAGAGCCUCUUUUUGGCUAUCUGUCAUUUAGAUCUUGAAAAUUAUUGGAGCUGCCAGUU